Molecule: messenger RNA, 2580 nt
Organism: Anguilla anguilla (European eel)
Lineage: Eukaryota; Metazoa; Chordata; Actinopteri; Anguilliformes; Anguillidae
Gene: wscd1a
Product: WSC domain-containing protein 1
Exons: 10
Coding region: 760-2490 (576 amino acids)
Source: RefSeq, a predicted model, not a curated record
CCACUAUACAGCGGGCCUGGACGGGCUGUGAUGCUCCAUGAUACUGAGCAUGCGCACAGCAGUCACCGUAGCCCGACUUAAAAACAGCUGGUCUGCGAGGACAGCUUCUGGAGAGAAACGUGCCGCAGAGCAUGGAGACACCGCGAGGAUUUGGAUGUACGGAUUAUAGCUGUUCGAGUGGUUUCACGGCAAUACCAAAUAAUAAAUAUGAAAGAGGAUUAGUGGCAUACAGCGCGCGAGAGAGACGGAUGAAGGGGCGGCCAGACAGUAGUCACAAACGCAAAAGCUACGAAUACUCUGACGCGAACACGACUGACGCUUACAACUGAAGAUAUAUAGACUGAAACUUAAAGGAAGGCUGCUAUUUCUGAACCAGUUCGUGGACCUAGUUGUCACUUGUUUGAUUUUUUCGUGUCACCUUAAAAAAGGUUCUGUGGAAGCUCCGCCUCCUGCUAUUAGCGAUUAGCGUUGGUGUUGAGCAGCGAGGCGAUGGCCUGCCAUUGGCUGAGCUGCGUCUGAAGAUCCAGACUGCACUUCUAGGACGAGAAGUUCAGCGAAGUCGGAUGGAAGGUCAAAGAGGAACGCCAUAGUGGACAAGAGUGGGCGGAGCCUGGGAUGAACUGACAGGGAAGGCCUCACCAGGACAUGCUGCUGUAACACCCCUUCUGACCUCAAACCCGCCCCCCCUGCUGAGCUCCUUCCGGGAGUCCGUGCGGCCGGGCCGCAGGGGAGGGGGAGGGGCAGGGGGCGGGGCCAGAGAUGGCAAAAGCCUUCUACAGGCUGCAGCGCUUCCUGCGGCGGACCCAGCUGCUCCUCCUCUUCCUGGGCGUGGCCUACAUCAUGGCGGGGAGCGUGCUCCUGCUGCAGCGCGCCAGCCUGGCCGUGUCCCAGCGGGGUGGGGGCGGGGCCGGGGGCGGGGCCGUACCGCCCGUCCCCUCCCUGCCGGUGCCACCCCAGGCCCUGGAGCCGCCCGCCCUCAGGGGGGGGCACUCGCACCGAGGCCCCGGGGCAAGGCGCGGCGGGGGGGCCGCAGAUGAGGGAAGCAGCCCCCGCUGGCUGGUGUCCCGGAACCUGGAGAUCCGGCAGCUACGCCGGCGCUGGUUCCACAGCCUGAUGAGCGAGCAGGACGGGCCAAGAGCCGAGCGGGUCCAGCCCCGCAGGAAGGUCCGACACAAAGGGACGUACGUCGGCUGUUUCCUGGACGACUCCAAGGACCGGGCUUUGAAAGGCAGCGUGUUCUACGACUUCCGAAAAAUGACCAGCACUCUGUGCCAGGACACCUGCUCGGAAAGCGGGUACCAGUUUGCCGGGCUGGAGUUCGGGUCGGAGUGUUACUGCGGCAACCACAUGCCGCAGAGCCGCACCCGGGAGGAGGAGUGCAACCUGGACUGCAGGGGGGAGAAGGGCGCCGCCUGUGGCGGGGUGGGGCGCCUCUCCGUCUACAAGGUGGAGGAGCAGCCGGCGGGGCACAAGAGAUACAGGAACGCCCGUUACCGUGGCUGCUUCAGGAGGCCGGCCAACGUCUCCGCGGCCUUCCUGUUCCACGCCGCCCAGGCCAACCUGACGUCUCAGUCCUGCGUGGCCGUCUGCACGGACAAGGAGCUCCCGCUGGCCGCUCUCCGCAGGCCGGACUGCUUCUGCGGCUACGCCUCGCCCCAGUUCAGCCUCCACCAAUCGGACGGCGAGUCCCGCUGCGCCACGGCUAACGGCAGCGGCCCCACGCCCCCCAGCGACCGGGAGUUCUACCAGGUGUACCAGACACCUGUGCAAGACUCCAGGUGCAUGGACAGGAAAUUCCUUCCGGAGAAAUCCAGCCAGUUGGUGGCGCUGUCCAGCUUCCCCGGGGCGGGCAACACCUGGGUGCGUCACCUGGUGGAGCUGGCGACCGGCUACUACACCGGAAGCUUCUACUUCGACGGCUCGCUCUACAACAAAGGGUUCAAAGGGGAGAAGGACUACUGGAAGAGCGGGCGGACGAUCUGCGUGAAGACGCACGAGAGCGGCCGGCACGAGAUCGAGAUGUACGACGCCGCCAUCCUGCUGAUCCGCAACCCGUACCGCUGCCUGAUGGCCGAGUUCAACCGCAAGUGCGCCGGGCACCUGGGAUACGCCUCCGAGCAGCACUGGAGGAGCAAAGAAUGGCCGGAGUUCGUGGGCAGCUACGCCUCCUGGUGGGCCUCGCACGUCCUGGACUGGCUGCGGUUCGGCCGCCGGGUGCUGGUGGUGCACUACGAGGAGCUGCAGGGGGCGCUGUUCCCCACGCUGCGCGCCAUCACGUCCUUCCUGAGCGCCGGCGCCAGCGAGGAGCGGCUGCUCUGCGCCGAGAGCAACCAGGACGGGCACUUCAAGCGCCCGGGGGCGCGCCAGCGCGGCUUCGACCCCUUCACCCCCGAGAUGAGGCGGCUCAUCGACGGGCACAUUCUGGAGGUGGACCGCGCCCUCCGGGAGCGCAACCACACCGGCCUGCCCUCGGAGUACCUGCCCAGAUGAUGAGCGGUGGCUCACCCCCCUCGGGCACAGGACCCUCCCACAGGACCUGGCCCCGCCUCCCACAGGAUCUGGCCCCGCCUCCCACAGGAC